CCCAGGCAGCCGGGAUUGCUUACCACCUGCAGCGUGCUUUCGGAGGCGGCGGCUGGCACGGAGGCCGGGCUACAUGAGAAGCUCGACAGGGCCUGGGAUCGGGUUCCUUUCCCCAGCAGUGGGCACACUGUUCCGGGUCCCAGGAGGGGUGCCUGGCGAGGAGUCCCACCACUCGGAGUCCAGGACCAGAGAGUGUGGCCUUGACCUGAGAGGCCUCUUGGUCGGGAGCCCUGUUUCCAAGAGCGCAGCAGCCCCUGCUGUGACCUCUGUGAGAGGAACCUCGUCACACUUUGGGAUUCAGCUCAGAGGUAGCACCAGAUUGCCUGACAGGCUUAGCAGGCUGUGUGGCCCUGGGAAUGCUGGGUGGCAGCAAGAGUUUGCAGCCAUGGACAGUUCUGAGACCUUGGACACCAGCUGGGAGGCAGCCUGCAGUGAUGGAGCAAGGCGUGUCCAGGCAGCAGGCUCUGUGCCAUCAGCAGAGUUGAGUAGCAAUAGCUGCAACCCUGGCUGUGGCCUUGAGGACCCCCCAACCCCUCCUGGCUCUCACAGUGCCUUUGCCUCAAGCUUUAGCUUUAUUCGGCUCUCGCUUGGCUCUGCCGGGGAACGUGGAGAAGCAGAAGGCUGCCCACCAUCCAGAGAGGCCGAGUCCCCUUGCCAGAGCCCCCAGGAGAUGGGAGCCAAAGCUGCCAGCUUGGACGGGCCUCAUAAGGACCCUCGAUGUCUCUCUCGGCCCUUCAGUCUCUUGGCUACACAGGUCUCAGAGGACUUGGCCCAGGCCGCCGGGAACAGCUCCAGGCCAGAGUGUGAGAUGCAUUCUUUACCGGACAUGGACUCUGGUUCCUCCAGUUCUCUGGAUCCCUCACUGGCUGGCUGUGGUGGUGAUGGGAGCAGCGGAUCGGGGGAUGCCCACUCUUGGGACACCCUGCUCAGGAAAUGGGAGCCAGUGCUGCGGGACUGCCUGCUGAGAAACCGGAGGCAGGUGGAGGUAAUAUCCUUAAGAUUAAAACUUCAGAAACUUCAAGAAGAUGCAGUUGAGAAUGAUGAUUAUGAUAAAGCUGAGACAUUACAACAAAGAUUAGAAGACCUGGAACAAGAGAAAAUCAACCUGCACUUUCAGCUUCCUUCAAGGCAGCCAGCUCUUAGCAGCUUCCUGGGUCACCUGGCAGCACAAGUCCAGGCUGCCUUGCGCCGUGGGGCCACUCAGCAGGCCAGUGGAGACGACACCCACGCCUCACUCAGAACAGAGCCGAGGCUGUUGGAAUGCACUGCUCAGGACAGCUUGCACGUGUCCAUCACGAGACGAGACUGGCUUCUUCAGGAAAAGCAGCAGCUACAGAAAGAAAUCGAAGCUCUCCAAGCAAGGAUGUCGGUGCUGGAAGCCAAAGAUCAACAGCUGAGAAGGGAAAUAGAGGAGAAAGAGCAACAACUCCGGUGGCAGGGCUGCGACCUGACCCCACUGGUGGGCCGGCUGUCCCUGGGUCAGCUGCGGGAGGUCAGCAAGGCCUUGCAGGACACCCUGGCCUCAGCCGGUCAGAUUCCCUUCCAUGCAGAGCCACCGGAAACCAUAAGGAGCCUCCAGGAAAGAAUAAAAUCCCUCAACUUGUCACUUAAAGAAAUCACUACUAAGGUGUGUAUGAGUGAGAAAUUCUGCAGCACCCUGAGGAAGAAAGUUAACGAUAUUGAAACCCAACUACCAGCCUUGCUUGAAGCCAAAAUGCAUGCCAUAUCAGGAAACCAUUUCUGUACAGCUAAAGAUCUCACCGAGGAGAUUAGAUCAUUAACAUCAGAGAGAGAAGGGCUGGAGGGACUCCUCAGCAAGCUGUUGGUGUUGAGUUCCAGGAAUGUCAAAAAGCUGGGAAGUGUUAAAGAAGAUUACGACAGACUGAGAAGAGAAGUGGAGCACCAGGAGACUGCCUAUGAAACAAGCGUGAAGGAAAAUACUAUGAAGUACAUGGAAACACUUAAGGAUAAACUGUGCAGCUGCAAGUGUCCACUGCUUGGGAAAGUGUGGGAAGCUGACUUGGAAGCUUGUCGAUUGCUUAUGCAGAGCCUACAACUCCAGGAAGCCAGGGGAAGCCUGUCUGUAGAAGAUGAGAGGCAGAUGGAUGCCUUAGAGGGAGCUGUUUGUAUAGCUGCUUCUCCCAUUACCCCCAGGCUCCACUCCGAGGAUAAAAGGAAGACCCCUUUGCAGGCAUUGGAAGAAUGGAAGGCUCACCUCAUCCCCUCUCUGUACUGUGCUGGAGGCGAACAGAAAGAGGAAUCUUACAUCCUUUCUGCAGAACUUGGAGAAAAGUGUGAAGACAUAGGCAAGAAGCUAUUGUACUUGGAAGAUCAACUUCACACAGCAAUCCACAGUCACGAUGAAGAUCUCAUUCAGUCUCUCAAGAGGGAGCUCCAGAUGGUGAAGGAAACUCUGCAGGCUAUGAUCCUGCAGCUCCAGCCGGCAAAGGAGGCAGGGGAAAGAGAAGCUGCAGCUUCCUGCAUGACAGCUGGUGUCCGGGAAGCACAAGCCUGA
Molecule: messenger RNA, 2515 nt
Organism: Macaca mulatta (Rhesus monkey)
Lineage: Eukaryota; Metazoa; Chordata; Mammalia; Primates; Cercopithecidae
Gene: DISC1
Product: DISC1 scaffold protein
Biological process (GO): neuron migration; cilium assembly
Cellular component (GO): intermediate filament cytoskeleton; microtubule; microtubule organizing center
Source: RefSeq, marked provisional